UCUUGCCUUUCAAUGGCCCCCUAUUUAUUCUUCCCUGCAACACCAACCUUUUUGCCUUAGAAUAUGUCCUCAACAAACCACAAUAUUAUUAACCUUUUUCUCCCUCUCCUUUCAUCAACUUUUCAUAAUUCUAGGGAGUAGGUGAGAAGUCUAUGGCUAUAAGAAGAGAUGUUAUGUUUGUCUAGACUUUUCAUUCUUUCUUCAGUAAACCAAAAAAGAAGCCAAAACACAAAGAGGGUGUAGAAGCAGACAACUUUUUGUCUGACUUUAACUGUUUGAAAAGAAGUUCAUUCAUCAUCAAUCAUCGCCGUUCAAGACAAUCACACACAUUCAUAGCUACCAAUUAACAUGGCUUCAUCUAAUAGGCACUGGCCUAGUAUGUUCAAGUCUAAGCCCACUUACACCACUCAUCAAGAUCACCAAUGGCACUCUUCUGCCACCAACAGAUCAUCUCCUUACACUUCUGGAUGUGAAGAAAGAACCCCAGAGCCAAAGCCAAGAUGGAACCCUAAACCCGAACAAAUUCGGAUUCUUGAAUCCAUUUUCAACUCGGGUUUGGUGAAUCCACCAAGAGAUGAAAUCAGAAGAAUCCGAGCUCGGCUGCAAGAGUAUGGCCAAGUCGGUGAUGCCAAUGUUUUCUACUGGUUCCAGAACAGGAAAUCCAGGAGCAAACACAAAAACCGCCACCUCCAAAAACCGCAAAGCCACCAAUCUCGGACGGACUAUGCUGUUACCUCCAAGGCGGUAACCACCUCUUCCUCGUCUUCGGACGACAAGUCGUCGUCCAAGUCAAUUGAGUUCUUUUUGAACUCCCCUACUAUGUCGGUUAACCAACAACCGCACACCUAUUUAGGUGCUGGUGGUGGGAGUGGGAGCUCUAGUUCCAACCACCAGCACCACGGGGAGUUCUUUCAAGAACCUUUCUUUUCCCCCGUGGUGCAACAAAAAACUCAGGCUCCCACCGCCUCAAGUUUCACCCAAGGGUUUUGUUUUUCCGAGCUCGGUACUAUGAUUGAUCAAGGAAAUCAACAUGGAAAUGAUGGACAGAAAAUUGUGAGUAGCUCUGGGAUGUUGCUAACUGAUUUGAUGAUGAAUCAUCAAUAUGGAAUCCCAUCUAAGAAUUGUGGAGCCAAGGGGGUUGAAGAAGAUAAUAUUAUAAAAAUGUUGAGCCAUAGUACGCCACCACCGGCGCAGCUAGCAGCUCCUACUCUAGUUGUCCCUCCUUCUACAUCAACAACUAUUGCUCCAUCAACUAUUAGUGAUAUCCAAGGUGUGGAGGAAGCAGCUGGAACGGGGAAAGCCAUAGUGUUUAUCAACGAUGUGCCGUUUGAGGUGGCGGUCGGACAAUUUAAUGUGAAGGAGGCGUUUGGUGGUGAUGCUAUGCUCAUAGAUUCAUCCGGGCAGACUGUAUUAACCAAUGAGUGGGGGGUCACACUCCAGUCUCUCGAGCAUGGUUCGUUUUAUUACCUGGUGCGGUCAUUCACAUAUGAUCAUGCUGGCACCGUUGAUUUGAUUUAAAAGCUAAAUGAAGCAGAAGAACUGAUGAAGCCAUAUUCCAAUCUUUCAAUAUCUUGCAAUUAAUAUUUCUUUUACUGUUGUUUGCUUUUAAGUUGUUCUAGCUAAGUAGUAGUGGGGGAUGAGUUCAUCAACCUAUAGGUAAGAUUAUGUAAGGACUUUGUUUUGUAUAUUUUCGGCAUUUAUGGAGUAUCGAACCGAAGGCUUGUGAUUAGUAAAGCAUCAAGCCUCGGUGAUUGA
Helianthus annuus (common sunflower) is the source of this 1755-nucleotide messenger RNA. RefSeq names its product WUSCHEL-related homeobox 9. Gene Ontology annotation, molecular function: DNA-binding transcription factor activity; DNA binding. Gene Ontology annotation, biological process: regulation of developmental process. The transcript is spliced from 5 exons. The coding region runs from base 349 to 1518 and encodes 389 amino acids. NCBI's taxonomy places the organism in Eukaryota, Viridiplantae, Streptophyta, Magnoliopsida, Asterales, Asteraceae. The record is from RefSeq and is a predicted model, not a curated record.